Molecule: messenger RNA, 1147 nt
Organism: Thamnophis elegans (Western terrestrial garter snake)
Lineage: Eukaryota; Metazoa; Chordata; Lepidosauria; Squamata; Natricidae
Gene: LHFPL6
Product: LHFPL tetraspan subfamily member 6
Exons: 4
Coding region: 496-1110 (204 amino acids)
Cellular component (GO): membrane
Source: RefSeq, a predicted model, not a curated record
UGUCCUCCUUCGCCUUACAAGGCUGCGCGCGAAGCUCCCCCUCCUCCUUCUCGUAGGUGGCAGGGGGCGGAGCUCUUCGCGCCGAGGUUUUGGGACCCCGCUUGGCUCUUCCCUCCUCCCAGAAUCGAGCGCGGCGGCCGCAGCUGGUCCUGCGCUCCGGACCAAAAGCUGCCGCCGCUGCUGCUGCUGCUGCUUCAGCCGCCGCCUGCCGGCUCCGACGCGUGCCGAGCAGCUGCAGAAAGGCCGCGCUUUGCAAGCUUCCAUGUGUGCCCGGGCCGGAUCGGCGCAGGCAGCUUUGGUUGGGGAUGAAGAAGUAACAAGAAGAAGCUCCAUCUCUGCCAUACCAGGAAUCUUAAGGAUAAAAGAAGUGAGUCUGACGGCGCUUAUGGAAGAUUUCCUUGGACUCCAAGACUCCUGGAACUGAGGAAAUACCUGCAGAUCUCCAAAACUAGUUUAUCAGGUGGCGGAUUUUGUUCCAAGCUCCUUUGGGUCAUCAUGACUGGGAAAAUGGCCUCUAGCCUGACUUAUGCCGGAGUGAUCUGGGCCUUGUUUUCCUUCCUUUGCGCUGGAGCCUCCUGUGUGGGUUUCUUCAUGCCUUAUUGGCUGCUGGGUUCUCAGCUGGAGAAACCAGUCUCUUUUGGCACUUUCCGGAGAUGUUCCUAUCCUGUUCGAGAUGAGAGCCGCCAGAUGACAGUCAUGGUGGAGCAGUGUGGACGUUACGCAUCCUUCCAGGCCAUUCCAAGUGUGGAGUGGCAGAUCUGCACAGUGGUGACCGGUUUGGGCAGCGGCCUCCUUCUUCUAGUGGCCCUCACUGCGCUCAUGGGAUGCUGUGUAUAUGAGCUGAUCUCCAGAACUGUGGGCAGGGUGGCUGGAGGCAUCCAAUUCUUGGGGGGUUUGUUGAUUGGUUCUGGGUGUGCUCUCUAUCCUCUGGGCUGGGACAGUGAAGAAGUCAGACAAGCCUGUGGCAAUCUUUCCGACCAGUUUGAACUAGGCACCUGUGAAAUUGGCUGGGCUUACUAUUGUACAGGAGGAGGAGCUGCAGGGGCGAUGUUGAUAUGCACUUGGCUGGCCUGUUUCUCUGGCAAGAAACAAAAACAAUAUCCUUAUUAAAGCCAGAGCAAAACAGAACAAAAAGAAAACAAGUUUU